UGGGCUUACGGAACUAGUCGAACAAACCCGAGUACUGCCGAUAUACAUCUCGACUCGUCGAUUGGGUCGAGAGAAAGCUAGAGGCAGGCUGUCAUACGGACUGGAUGUAGAAUCAUUUCCCCAGUUUUGAGAGGAAGAAUCGGAUAAAAUGCCGUCGCUUUUAUUCUGUGGGCCAAAAUUGGCCGCAUGUGGAAUCGUGUUAAGCAUCUGGGGUGUCAUUAUGCUGUCAAUGCUAGGAAUUUUCUUCAGUGCAAAAUCUGCUGUGCUGAUCGAAGAUGUUCCAUUUACUGAGGAAGACAUCCGUGAUGACAAGAAUCCACCGCAGACCAUUCACGGACUCUACAACCAAGUUGGCAUCAACUGCUUCAUUGCUGCUGCCAUCUAUGUAGGUGUCGGCGCAGUGUCUCUCUGUCAGGUUCGCCUUAACAAGCGCCAGGAGUACAUGGUCACGUAAACCCAAACAAUUUCAUAUUCAACCGCAAUUAGUCAGAAUUAUUUAUUUCUAAAAGACUUCUCCAUGAUUUAUGCAGAUUGUCUGAAUUGGAUAUAUUUGGUAGUUCAUCUUCGGGUCAAAAUCUAAACAAUAUAGUAUGAAUAAAAAGUGAAAAUCGUGAAAAUCAAUAUAUAUAUAUGCACAUAGACACACGAUGUGCAUAUAUAUGCAUGCUAUGUAUUAUAUUUUCCACAAAUAUUCAGCUGUCUUCUGAUGAACCUAAAAGACACUAUUAAACACUAUGAGUCCAUAUGAUAGUAGCUGGUGUUCAUGUAGAAUGUGACUGUUUGACUUUUUUUUUUUUUUUUUCAUUGUUUAAAUGUUUGUUUGGUAAAAUAAAUGUCUGUUGUUUUAUUGAAGUACAUCCUGCAACCCUUGUGCUGUACACUUGAUAUUAUCACAACUGUGAUGAACAAGAUAUGUGAAUGGAGAAGUCUUACAUUUCCUUCAAUAAAAUACUAGUGACAAAAUA
Messenger RNA from Carassius gibelio (silver crucian carp), 965 nucleotides. Its product is annotated as ribonuclease kappa-B. NCBI's taxonomy places the organism in Eukaryota, Metazoa, Chordata, Actinopteri, Cypriniformes, Cyprinidae. The record is from RefSeq and is a predicted model, not a curated record. Bases 149 to 454 code for a protein of 101 amino acids. Gene Ontology annotation, molecular function: RNA endonuclease activity. The transcript has 3 exons.